AGCUGAUUUUUUAAAUGAUGUUUAUAAAACGGAUCCUCGAGAACAAGAAUUCACUUUUGCCGGUCUGGUGAUGUGACUGAAGCCCGACGAGAGUAGUCAAAAACUGGAAGCUACUAGUUCAGCAAGCACUCCUAUAAUGAUGAGACAUCAUUGAUUCAUUCAGACAUUAAUUCCAGUGUGAAUCUCGUCAGACUCCUCGAGCUUGCAGGUGGAUUUCCAACAGUGAAGAUGGGAGGUGGAGGUCAGCAGACAGAGCCGGUCAGCGGCAAAGGGACUGGUUUUUUCACCUGGGAAGAGGUGCAGAAGCACAGCAACAGGAACGAUCAGUGGCUGGUGGUCAAACGAAAAGUUUACAACGUCACAAAUUGGGCCAAAAGACACCCAGGGGGGUUUCGAGUCAUCAGCCACUAUGCAGGAGAGGAUGCCACGGAGGUGUUUGCUGCUUUUCAUCCAGAUCAGGACUUUGUUCAAAAGUUUCUAAAGCCUCUGCACAUUGGAGAGUUGGCAGCAACAGAGCCCAGCCAGGACAGAGAAAAGAAUGAUUCCAUAAUAAAAGAUUUUGAUUCCCUGCGAGUCCAGACAGAAAAAGAAGGUUUGUUUAAGGCUAAGCCUUUGUUUUUCCUCCUUCAUCUGGGUCACAUCAUACUGCUGGAAGCACUCGCAUGGCUCUCUGUUUGUUACUGGGGAACCAGCUGGACAAUGACUUUCCUGUGUGCAACACUGCUGGCAACUGCUCAGGCACAGGCAGGGUGGUUGCAGCAUGACUUUGGUCAUCUAUCUGUCUUUAGGAAGUCUAAAUGGAAUCACCUCGUACACAAAUUUGUCAUUGGACAUUUAAAGGGAGCUUCAGCCAAUUGGUGGAAUCAUAGACAUUUCCAGCAUCAUGCCAAACCCAAUAUCUUUAGGAAGGACCCUGAUAUUAAUGUGAUGGACGUCUUUGUACUUGGAAACACUCAACCAGUAGAGUAUGGAAUAAAAAAGAUCAAGAAAAUGCCCUACAAUCGCCAACACGAGUAUUUCUUCCUUUUGGGUCCACCUCUACUCAUUCCAGUAUUCUACAAUUUUAACAUAUUUUACACCAUGAUUACCCGUCGUGACUGGGUGGAUCUGUCUUGGGCAAUGACGUAUUACUUUCGCUACUAUUUCUGCUUUGUACCUCUGUAUGGCUUCUGGGGCUCAUUUGCACUCCAGUUGUUUGCCAGAUUUUUGGAGAGUCACUGGUUUGUGUGGGUAACUCAAAUGAACCAUUUACCAAUGGAGAUGGAGCAUGAGAAGCGGCAGGACUGGAUGACCACACAGCUGGUGUCCACUUGUAAUGUUGAACAGUCCUUCUUCAAUGACUGGUUCUCUGGACACCUCAACUUUCAAAUUGAACACCACUUGUUUCCCAGGAUGCCGCGUCAUAACUACCACUUGGUGGCGCCACAAGUCCGUGCACUGUGUGAGAAACAUGGAAUUCCUUAUGAGAUGAAAUCCUUAUGGAGAGGCAUGGUGGAUGUUGUGAGGUCUCUGAAAAAGUCAGGGGAUCUGUGGCUUGAUGCAUAUCUUCAUAAAUGACAAAAUGGGCCUGGAAGGAGGUGUUGCAUAAAAUUAGAUAGCACAUUUUAGCCUUUGAGAAUUCCUGUAUUCAUACUAGAAUCCUCUUUCCUUUUUGCAGGUGCUGAAAAGGAUUUUCUGUUGAUACAUAGGUGUUCAUUUAAUGUAAUUGUUAGAGGUCUUUUUUUGUUGUUGUUGCUAAAUUUUUGAGGAGAGGGGAUGAUUUCAAACAAAUUUUACCUUGAAACAAUUACAGAUACAAGAAGGGAGCAUUAUUAUACUCCUGAUUCAAAAAGUUUAGGAUUUUUGACUUUCAGAUGAAAUUUGAGGAUUUAACUAAAUGUCAUUUGAUCAUUUUGACCUCAUUUCAGCUCAAGUUUCUUCAAAAAUGAUGGAAGAUCAUGUUAGCAGACAAAUCUGUUAGUAAACAGCACAACGUGCCACUGUCACUCUCAGUGAAUUUAUAACUAGUUUCUGUUCAAUGACGGUUGUUAGCUUUUUCUUUUUUAAUCAAAUACAUUGCUAUUGCUUUCUUUUAAUAAAAUGUCCUACUUCACAACAUAAUACCUUGGUUGGAUAGACUUACACUGGUGCAAAAUUUCACCUGAAAGUCCUAACUCGGCUAACUUUCUUUGAGUAAUGUAUACUGGGGAAUUAUAAGCUCUGUGUAGAUUUUCAAUAUUUUUUGGAAUAUUUUCUUUAUGAAAUUGUCUUUGUCAACAAAAGUCAUUAUUUCCUUUAAUACACAUAGUUGCCCACUCUGCAACCUUCAUAAUACCGUCAUGACAAAACAAAUAAACAAAAUAUAAACCAA
Messenger RNA from Oryzias latipes (Japanese medaka), 2350 nucleotides. NCBI's taxonomy places the organism in Eukaryota, Metazoa, Chordata, Actinopteri, Beloniformes, Adrianichthyidae. The record is from RefSeq and is a predicted model, not a curated record.